Molecule: messenger RNA, 628 nt
Organism: Arachis ipaensis
Lineage: Eukaryota; Viridiplantae; Streptophyta; Magnoliopsida; Fabales; Fabaceae
Source: RefSeq, a predicted model, not a curated record
GAUACUAUUUAUUAAAAGAACAUUUAACUAAAGAAAAUUUAUUUAUUUUAGUAGACCACCCUUAAAACGAUUUUAGAAUUAUCUCAAAUUGGAUCUCUGAUUUUAUCAUGGAAAACACUCAAUUGAAUUUUAAAACCCUAAAUUCUGAUGAAUCCAAAAGACAUGGUGCUGUGAUUAACGAAGGAAGCAAGCAAAAAGAGGAGAAGAUUGACGAAGAAAAAUCAUUUGAGGAUAAAAGAAUGAAUUUUUCUCAAGGAUUUGAAGUUGGUGAAAAAUCAACAAGAACUGAAAGCCCAUUGUCCCUGUCGCUACCACUGCCACCACCACUACCACUACCACCAACUAAUGAUGCUUCAACAAUAGAACCUGUUGAAGGUGGUGAAGAUGAGAAGAAAAGUAACAAAGAAGAGGAAGCAUUGGCCUUAAGGGAUAUUGAAGUUGAUUCCUUUGUUAUGGAUAGAAACAUUGAAGUUGAAAGGCCUGUGGUUUUUUAUUUUGACCUCAAUGAGCUUCCUACUGAAGUUGACAAGAAUUGGUGGUGAUUCUAUGAUAGAUUUGCUAUUUCAAUUUCAUAUUUAGACUCAUAAUUUUGAUUUUUUAUAAACAUAUGUUUGUUUAAUGUUUCUUA